CUACCAGUGCCUACUACUAUCCAGUGGUAGACACUACUAUACACCAAUGAUAUUGCCGGGUCCGGGCAAAAAACUCCAAUCAGUGCACUGUUUUUCAAGAUGCCACUCGAGAGUUGCAGCCCCCUAGGGAUGUACAGCAGCAAAGGAAACCCUUGAAAAUCUGACUCUUGAACUUACUAGAUUCAGGAGGGAACGACUGAGAAGUUCUGUGUUAAAAGAGGCUCAGUGUCGAGGUUUUACUGGACAAGGCGUCGGCCAACCAGGUGCUUAAGUCGAUUUUAUGAUAGUUUCAUCACGUGUUGUUGAAGCAUUGCCGGCUCCGACUGACGUGUGGCGGUCAUUUCUAUCUCUCCGACUGCCAACACCGAAUCUGACUCAGAAAAAAAAUUACACCAAGAACGAUUUCAGGCCAGGCUUUCCGAUUACUCUUAGUUCCGCUCGCAGGUUUAGUACGCCCUCUGGAAAUAUCCGCUACCUUAUCAGUAUGGACACGAAUACCUGCCCGAAAUGCGGAUUCAGCGCUAUACGUCCUUACACUCCUUCCGUCAAUCCGAGCGAGCUACUACAAUCUGGAUUCUCGUCACUUGACGUCUCCCGAGCCUCCAUCCUAACCGACGUAGCCAACCUUGAUCAAGAGCUACAGCAGAUCGAGUCCCUUUAUGGACGAAUCCGUGACCGGCGCGAACAAAUCCUGAAGGACCUCGGCGGUUGCAAGGCCCUCCUAGCGCCGAUCCGUCGUUUACCGAGAGAGACGUUACUUCAUAUAUUCUCCCUUGCGUCGUCUGAUGCUCCCCAUCCCUUCGAUGCUCCCUGGAUUCUCGGUGAAGUUUGCUCGACCUGGCGGAGCAUUUCCCGUUCAUAUCCCUCUUUAUGGACGAACAUCGACAUUUCCCGAUCUUGCAGUCUUCGCCCUCUGCUAUUCAUUGAAACCUAUAUCUCUCUUUCCGGCAACCUACCCCUGCACUUGCAUAUACGAAGACACGUCCAAGAUGUAAAGAUGGAUGUUCUCACCCGUCUAGCAUCGCAUUCGGGGCGCUGGUCAACUUUGGAUCUGGAAAUCACCGAUCGUUUAUUAUGCCGUCUCCUGAACCUAGCAUCAACGCCAGCUACCCGAUUGACGAAUCUUCGUUUCUGCCUAUUGGGUGAAUCCCAGCCAGUGAUCAGUCAUGCAGUGGUGAACAACCUCUUCUCUUCAUCACCCAUCAAAGAAGCGAAGCUCGAACAUAUUCACUCUUCAUCCGUGCCGAUAAACAUGACCGAGUUGCGCAUCUUCCACAUUCAUUCAUAUGAUCCUGCGGAACUCCUCUCCAUGUUACAACAGGCGGAGCGACUAACUGAGUUCGCUGUAACACCCGUUAAACCCCCUCCUAAUCUCACCAAUGCGGCACCAAUUCCUUACCCUCCAAUGACCCACACAUCUCUACAGCGACUAUCACUUGUUGUUGACAUCGAAAAUUCACGCGAUGUCACCAAAAACCCGGUCGCAUUUGACUACGUUACCCUUCCAGCUCUUCAACAGUUGGAAGUCCAAGUGAAUAUCCAGCCGCCAACGCCGGGUAUCCUAACAAGUCCUUUCGAAUCCGUGGAUUACGCUCGUCCGAUCAGGCUCGUAGAUCGUUCUCAAUGCAAUUUAACUACUCUCACUUUCUCCAUACCCAUCUCUGUUGAGGCGCUCCUCGUCCCUAUUCUCAUACGAUCCCCCGCAAUCCAAAGGCUUGACAUCUGUGUCAAUGCAUCUGUGGCAAGAGACGUCUUUCAUAUGCUGACUCUCGAACAAGGGUUAGCCAACUGUCUAAAGGAGCUUCACAUUCAAGAGACGAUGAUCCAAACGGCACCCAGCGGUAUCCUGGAGGACGCAGUCCCAUUUCACGCCAUGAUCCUAUCGAGAUUACAUGGCGAUAGACAUCUGGAUACGUUGCGGCUAUCACUAGGCACAUCAUGGGCUGAACAUCGGCCCCCUCUUCCUGUUGCGCAAGAUUCACCAUUCCGUGAUUUGUUCCGGAUCAAGGAUGAAGGGAUAAACGUCGAAUUUUUGUUGGAUAGGAAGGAUUGUCUCGUUGAUGGGGAGGCUCAUGCUAGGUUUUUUGGUUCAACGUAAAUCUACGUGUAUAUACAUCUGUACUUCGUGAUCUUGAUAAAUUCAGCAUCUAUUUCCAGG
This is a messenger RNA of Desarmillaria tabescens, 2158 nucleotides long. RefSeq lists its product as uncharacterized. Bases 281 to 2098 code for a protein of 605 amino acids. NCBI's taxonomy places the organism in Eukaryota, Fungi, Basidiomycota, Agaricomycetes, Agaricales, Physalacriaceae. Gene Ontology annotation, molecular function: protein binding. The record is from RefSeq and is a predicted model, not a curated record. The transcript has 3 exons.